AUGUCGCUUACUGUUUUCAUUAUUCGUCAUGGCGAACGUGUAGAUGCAGUCGAUCCUAAUUUCAGAUAUACAUCACCUACACCAUAUGAUACGCCAUUAACAUCUAAAGGUAAAAGACAAGCUAAAAGGACCGGGGCUUAUAUUCAUGAUAUUCAACUUGAGACUGUGGUUAAGGAAAUUAAUCGUCAAAGAAAGGUAGAAUAUGUAAUUUAUACUAGCCCAUUAUUAAGAACUGUAGAAACAGCUAUCGGAAUUGCUGAAGGUAUUGCUUCCAAUCGACCAAAUUUGCCAAUUGACUCUGUACAAUUUAAAAUUGAACCUGCUGUUGUAGAUUGGCAUUACCAGAGUUAUUAUAGAAAAGCUAUUCCUAACAGUAUUAUCGAAUCUCGUAUUGAAGAGUUACGUCUUCUUAUCAAACAAGAUCAAGAUACAGAAGAUCAACAACAACCUCGACUUGGUUUUAAAAUAGAUUUGGAAUAUGAACCAAUAUCGACUGAGUUACCAGAUUAUCCAGAAGGAAUAAUGGAUGCUUUAGCACGUUGUGGCAAUGCAUUUGAAAAAAUCACUUCUCCAUUUAUUGAGCGUCUUCAUCAAGAUUUAUCAAAAGACAUAGUUUUGAUAAUCGUAACACACGGUUGGUGUUUUAAUGCUAUUCAAAGUGCAUGUUCUAAAAGUAGUCCUUGGGCUGAAGUCGGAUAUUGUGCGGUAACUCGAGCUAGGUGGAUACCGAAAGAUGAAAAUAGUGAAGAUUUCUAUAUAGAAAAGGAUGCACCUGAUGACAAUAAUUCAGCUGGAAAAUGGAUUUUAGAUAUAAUUGCUAAUAUAGAACAUUUAAAGACAUUAAAGUAUGAAUGA
Messenger RNA from Dentiscutata erythropus, 855 nucleotides. Lineage: Eukaryota; Fungi; Glomeromycota; Glomeromycetes; Diversisporales; Gigasporaceae. The record is from the annotation of a GenBank genome assembly.